UCGCCGAUACACAGACUUUUGUGUCUUUAUAUAAAGCUUAAAGCCAGAGUUACUCAGCAGAACUUCACACCUUCAUGCGUCCUGAGUCUAAACACACUAAGCUGGCUAAAUGUUACUGCGAGGCUUCGCCUGGUGUUCCUGCCCAAGCCCACAGCUAGUUAACCUAGGUUGCUUGUUUACGUGGGUAACGUUAGCUCCCCGCGUAAAACUACAGGUGUUUGGCAGUUCACCUCAGUGUGUGACGAGUUAGAGGUCAUGGAAGAGCAGAGUGCUUCACCUGGGGCGAACACGGACAACAGUAGCCAGAGGAAUGGAGAGGAGAAGCCACGCAGGGCAAGCUGGACGAAAGGGAGGAAGAGGAAGAAGCCUUUGAAGGACAGUAAUGCCCCCAAAGCUCCAUUAACGGGAUAUGUGCGAUUUAUGAAUGAUCGGAGGGAGCAGCUGCGGGCAGAGAGGCCAGACGUUCCCUUUCCGGAGAUCACCAGGAUGCUCGGCAAUGAGUGGAGCAAACUGCCCCCUGAUGAGAAACAGCGAUAUUUAGAUGAAGCAGAGAAAGACAAAGAGCGCUACAUGAGGGAGUUGGAGAAGUAUCAGCAGACGGAGGCAUAUAAGCACUUCACCAGGAAGGUGCAAGAGAAGCAGAAGGGGAAGAGACACCGAGGAGAUGUGGGUCGGCAAUCAACCAGGGAAGCUCUUCAUGAGAAUGAUGGAGUGAUAAAGGAUCGCUCUGUGUUUGACAUUCCCAUCUUCACUGAGGAGUUCCUCAAUCAUAGCAAAGCACGUGAGGCGGAGUUGCGGCAGCUACGUAAGACCAACAUGGAGUAUGAGGAGCGGAACGCAGCUCUGCAGAAGCAUGUGGAAAGCAUGAGGAGCGCAGUGGAGCGACUUGAGGGAGAUGUGCUGCAAGAGCGCACACGCAACAGCCUGCUGCAGCAGCACCUCGACACACUCCGCUCUGCACUCACACACAGCUUCUCCAAUGUGCCCCUGCCUGGCAGUGGAGAGACUGCUAGUCUGGACUCCAUUGAUAAUUACAUGAAGAAGCUCCACAGUAUCGUGGUGUCCAGCCCUCAGGAGCACGAGCAUCUUAUUAGUGUGGUCCGGGACGUGGUCAACCGCCUCGACAGGUAAUUGAGGAGUUCUGAUGGCAGGACUGUGGACGCUGAGCUUCCUUGAGCUCCGUUUUACUUCCAACCAGUUUUUAAGACUUGUUUUACUAGACUCACCUGUUCAGAUAUUGGUAAUUUAUUUCUUUUUUUUUCUACAGUGCUAUUUUUAUCUGUUUUCGUUUCACGUUUCAGCAGUUGUAUGGAUAUUCACUCAAAUGUUUACCAUGCUAGUCCUUAAUGAUUUUCUAUGGCCGUGGAAAACCGUGCUUCAGCAUUUCAGCAUGUUCUGUGCUUUUUUUAUUUAAGGGAAGGUUUUAGAUUUUAGGUCAUUUUAUUUCCGUGUAUGAAGUUAAGUGAGAUUUUGUAUUUGUGUUAAAGGAAACUGAUUGAACCUGUAGUUGGUGUAUUUGUGCUCUGUCACUGUGCAGCAUUACAGAAAAAGCACGCUGCAGUGAGUAAUAAAUUGCAUUUGCAGUGA
This is a messenger RNA of Pygocentrus nattereri (red-bellied piranha), 1587 nucleotides long. It is a transcript of the gene hmg20a, whose product is annotated as high mobility group 20A. The transcript is spliced from 9 exons. Gene Ontology annotation, cellular component: nucleus. Gene Ontology annotation, biological process: regulation of gene expression. NCBI's taxonomy places the organism in Eukaryota, Metazoa, Chordata, Actinopteri, Characiformes, Serrasalmidae. The record is from RefSeq and is a predicted model, not a curated record. Bases 256 to 1131 code for a protein of 291 amino acids.